CGGAUAGGAGCUGCACUUCAAGUGUAAGGUCUGGAGUGCACCGAGCUCUUUUCGAUUGGCUCUGUUUUCGUAUUUCAUGAGUACACGUCAAGGCGAAGAGAGGACUUGAGUGAUGUUGUGUGGAAUGCCUGGGUGUUGCCGCACGAACGCAGCGGGUGCUUCGACAUCGUGGAAUGUGGGACUCGGUGUUGUUUGAUUGAGUUCCCUUUCAUCUGGUUGAGAGUCAUACUUCGAGGAGGAGGAAGAGGAUGCAGCAGUCCGAGACGGCGGUGGCAGCCGAGCGAGUGUUGAUUUUGGGCGUGCAUGAUGCUGGUGGUGGUCGAGAGUGCAAUCUGAGCUUCAUUGAGAAUUGGGUGCUUUCUAUUUUUCGCUAGUCUUUUGCUCGAUACUUGAGAAGAUGCCACGGUUUGCAUUGCAUGAAACCGUAAGACGGAACCUCGCGAGCAGAUUCGGACGUUGCUUGUACGUGGGAGCGACGAACAAGGAGAAGGUGGUUCCUCUAUUCGACGGGGACAGAGGAAAUCCGAAGCGAGCGCACGAGUGGAUGAGAGUAUAUUGUAAAUGGGCUGUGCAGGAGGGUUUGUCCCAGGACCAAACGCUGUUAAUUGCCGUGGAUCAUAUGUUCGUCAACGCCUACGGUUGGGCAACACAGUUUCUCAAUGGGGUGAGCUGGGAAGAAUUUAUGACUGGAUUUUACCGAGAAUACGUCACCAAUAACGGGGCAGUCAUUCAAGCAGUACGGGGGUGGUAUCGGAUGCUGAAAAAGGCCAAGGCAGUACCUUUCAUACGUUUUUCGGGCAGGGAGCUUGCAACUGCAACCGAUGACUUUGCUCCUCGUCAUAUUGUCGGAGAAGGGGGAUUUGGUGUUGUAUAUAUGGCCCAUCUGCCUGGGAACCAGGUGGUUGCUGUGAAGAAAUUAAAGGGUGCCAGUAAGGAGGCUAUGCAGCAGGCGCACAACGAAGUAGAAAUUUUGUCCCAGUUCAGACAUCCGAAUCUGGUGAAACUUUUGGGAUGUUGUUUGGAACAGAGGGAUCCUUUGUUAGUAUAUGAGUACAUUCCAAACGGAAAUCUGAUGCAGCAUUUGUGCGGGGAGAUGAAGAAAACGCUGACAUGGGAGAACAGGAUGUCAAUAGCUAUAGGAACUGCAGAAGCCAUCACGCAUCUGCACAGCUGUGGCAGUUCACCGGUUUAUCAUCGAGACGUGAAGUCGAACAACAUUCUUCUGGACCAUGACUUAAAUGCAAAGAUUGCGGACUUCGGUCUAUCCAAGUUUGUCCAGACACUCAACUUCGUUGCUACUCACAUAACCACAACUCCUCAAGGAACCCACGGGUACGUGGAUCCUUGCUACCUACAAACGUUUCAUCUCACCGAGAAGAGCGACGUGUACAGCUUUGGCAUUGUUCUUUUGGAGCUUGUUGCAGGAAUGCGAGUGUUGGAUAUGAGUAGACCCGAAGGUGAGUGGUCUAUAGUUUAUGUGGCCAUCGACAGAGUUACCAAGGGAAGGUUUGAAUCUUUCCUUGAUCCAAAAUUGAAAGAAAGUGAACCAGAUUGCAUUGAACAGGCACUGGAUAUUACAACAUUGGCUCUCAAGUGUCUGACUCUGAGCUUAGAGGACAGACCUGUUAUGAAACAGGUGUUGCAGGAGUUGCACUGCAUACAGGAUAAUUGGGUACUGGUAUGAUUGUGAUACUCCUCCCUUGUGUUUUUCUGGCACGGAAGUCACUGUAGAUACAGCUUCGGAUAAUGGAAAUUUGUUGCAAAAAUAGGUUCUUAAUUUACUACUUUCUCCCUUAGUCUGAACGACAGACCAAGUGUGGGUUGAGAGUACAAACAAACAGUUGUCAAUUGUUAACGUCUGGCUGCGAUGAGGAUAUCAGCUCAUGUACUUUUCGCAUAUGGGAAAGUGUCAUUAGUCAGGAGGACCGUUAUGCGAUUGCAAUCAAUGCAUUUUGUUUUGAAUCGAAAACAUCGAUCAAUCUUAUGUGCUGGCUGAGAUCUCUUCGGAUGGUGGAAUGAGGCAAGUCAGGCAAUCAGACUUCACACAACAUAUUUGUGGAGGCAAUUUCGCUUUGCAGCUUCGAGCUAUUGAACGUUCUGUUGUUUAUCCUGUGUAAAUAAUUUUCAGCAGUUCCACAAUUAUGUGCCUAGAGGAAGAUCCUGCCACAUGAUCGUCUUUUUAUGCUACCGAUUGUGGCGCAUGAUAUUACUCAUGAGACGCUGUAAGCUUUCCAUAAUGGAUAGAAAAUGUAGCAUGGGACAAAUUUUUUUGCCGUCCGAUUUCAGUCGAACUAUUGAGUACGACUAGGCCACGGCCCUGGUAGUGUUCACGGAAAAGAGAUGUUAAUUGUACAUAAUUCAGUAAAUAC
Marchantia polymorpha subsp. ruderalis is the source of this 2369-nucleotide messenger RNA. NCBI's taxonomy places the organism in Eukaryota, Viridiplantae, Streptophyta, Marchantiopsida, Marchantiales, Marchantiaceae. The record is from the annotation of a GenBank genome assembly.